CGGUACCUAAUGCACAGGUCAUAAAGACAGUCCCAGAUAGGUGCUGAUGUCACAGUGCCCCAGUUACCAGGGGAACUCCUGUCUCUGUGAAGCCAUCAGGACGGCCAUUAUCACAUAGUGCCAUGUCCCCCGGGGUGAUUCACCUUGUGGGCAGAGGCAUUCAUAAGCCUUGGCCAUGCUGGGCCCAGCAACAAGGGUGGGUCUGAGAGCUCACACCCACCGCGCAAGCGAUGGCUGGGCGGGCAGACAUGAGCGACAGGCGCAUCGUCCGAAAAUUCAGAAGGAGAAAGCUCCAGCGCUUCUCCCACAUCUCUAGCAUUGAGGAACCGCUUGGACCCAAGAAGAAGCGGCGCAGCUCAUCCACUGAAACCACAGAAGACAAGAAGGGCAGAGGAGAUUCCAUCUCUAUCCAGGUCUUCCCUCCAGAACUGCUGUACUACAUUAUCUCCUUCCUGCCUGUCAAGGAUGUGGUGGCUCUGGGCCAGACCUGCCGGUACUUCUAUGAGGUGUGCGACAGUGAGGGGGUCUGGCAGAGGAUCUGCCGCCGCCUUUCUCCUCGCCUGCGGGACGAGAACUCUGGUGGCAGCCGGCCGUGGAAGAGAUCGGCCAUCCUCAACUACACCAAGGGCUUGUACUUCCAGAUGUUCAGCGGCCGCCGGCACUUUGUCAGCAAGACGGUUGCCCCGCUGCUCUCGCACGGCUACCGGAAGUUCUUGCCCACCAAGGACCACGUCUUCAUCCUGGACUACAACGGCACCCUCUUCUUCCUCAAGAACGCCCUGGUCUCCUCUACCAUGGGCCACAUCCAGUGGCGCCGCGCCUGCCGCUACAUGGUGCUCUGCCGCAGUGCCAAGGACUUUGCCACGGACCCCCGGAGCGACACUGUGUACCGCAAGUACCUGUACGUGCUGGCCACCCGUGAACAGCCGCUUACGGCAGCCGUGGGGCGCAGCGAGGGCUCCAGCCCGGCCGGCAGCGGGCGCCUCUGCGACUGCGUGGAGGUCUACCUGCAAUCCAGCGGGCAGCGGGUGUUCAAGAUGACCUUCCACUUCUCCAUGAAGUUCAAGCAGAUAGUGCUGGUGGGGCAGGAGACGGAGAGGUCCCUCUUGCUCCUGACAGAGGAAGGGAAGAUCUACAGUUUGGUGGUGAACGAGACCCAGCUGGACCAGCCGCGCUCCUACACUGUGCAGCUGGCUCUGCGCAAAGUCUCCAAGUGCCUCCCUCACAUCUCCGUCCGCAACAUGCACUCCAACCAGAGCAGCGCCGUCUACCUCACAGACGAGGGCACCGUCUACUUUGAGGUCCACUCGCCCGGUGUUUACCGCGAUCUCUUUGGCACCCUCCAUGCGUUCGACCCGCUGGAUCAGCAGAUGCCCCUGGCCCUCUCCCUCCCGGCUAAGGUCCUCAGCUGUGCCCUUGGCUACAACCACCUGGGGCUAGUGGACGAGUUUGGGCGGAUCUUCAUGCAAGGAAAUAACCGUUAUGGCCAGCUAGGCACAGGCGACAAGAUAGACCGCGGGGAGCCUGCCCAGGUGCACUACCUCAAGUGCCCCAUCGACCUCUGCUGCGGCCUCAACCACACGCUGGUGCUGAGCCAGAGCGGGGACUUCAGCAAGGACCUGAUGGGCUGUGGCUGCGGAGCUGGAGGGCGCCUGCCCGGGUGGCCCAAAGGCAGCGCCUCGUUCGUCCGGCUGCACACCAAGGUGCCGCCCUGCGCCCGCCGCAUCUGCUCCACCCGCGAGUGCCUCUACAUGCUGUCCAGCCACGACAUUGAGGAGGUCCCCGCCUACCGCGAGCUGCCGGCCAGCAAGGCAGGGGUGGCGUCGAGCGACACGGAGGCCAUGGCUGCCCGGGCGUGCGAGGAGUACCUGAGCCAGCUGCACAAGUGCCCGACGCUGGAGGGGCGCAUGGCCAAGAUGAAGGAAGCCGUCGGCAGCAUGCCCCUUAUGACCUUCCAGAAGGACUUCUUCUGGGAGGCUCUGGACAUGAUCCAGCGGGCGGCGGAAAUCCAGGAAGCCCCUGCGCCCAGCUAGCUGUCGCCGGUCGCGGCUCCCUCUCACCCCACCCCUCCUGUCACCCCACCCCACCCGUUAUACGCAUCAUGGAUCAUGAUUAACCGAUAGAGAAGACUUCAGACUGAACAAUUGGGCGUAAAUAAAGCACAAGGCCUAA
This is a messenger RNA of Lacerta agilis (Sand lizard), 2172 nucleotides long. RefSeq names its product F-box protein 24 (gene FBXO24). The record is from RefSeq and is a predicted model, not a curated record. The coding region runs from base 231 to 2033 and encodes 600 amino acids. Gene Ontology annotation, molecular function: protein binding. NCBI's taxonomy places the organism in Eukaryota, Metazoa, Chordata, Lepidosauria, Squamata, Lacertidae. The transcript has 10 exons.